This is a messenger RNA of Quercus lobata, 2369 nucleotides long. Its product is annotated as xyloglucan endotransglucosylase/hydrolase protein 2-like. The coding region runs from base 1500 to 1991 and encodes 163 amino acids. Gene Ontology annotation, biological process: carbohydrate metabolic process. Gene Ontology annotation, molecular function: hydrolase activity, hydrolyzing O-glycosyl compounds. NCBI's taxonomy places the organism in Eukaryota, Viridiplantae, Streptophyta, Magnoliopsida, Fagales, Fagaceae. The transcript is spliced from 3 exons. The record is from RefSeq and is a predicted model, not a curated record.
AAAACCAAGACAAAGCUAAGCUCAAAAACUAACUAGGGCAGUGAAGGCAGUGCCUUAAAAUGAGGUUUUCACUACUUGAUUUUUUAUUGUUAUUCCUACUUUGUUGGGUGUUUGCAAGUGAAGGCAGUGUCAAUAUUAGUUUUUAUGAAAACUAUAAUGUUACAUAGGGUUUUGAUCAUGUCUUUUCUUUAAAUCAAAGACAUGAUAUUCAGCUCUUUUUGGAUAUUUCUUCUGGUUAUUCUCUCCCUCUUGUUUCUUAAUUUCCCCCUUUCAUUUUAAAAGAUCAAAGGAUUAUAUAUCCCCCUCAAUUUAUGAUAUACUUCUUUUACUUUUUCAUUCCUCUAUAUAUUAUUAUAUUUUCAUUCUGUAAAAAAGUCUUAUUACAUUUUGCCCAUCUUAUAUUUUGUAUGUUGUAGUUCCCAAUUCUUUUUUUUUACUUAUAUGCUAUGUAUCAUUAUUCAUUAACAUUCAAAUUUUCAAUAUGAAUAAACUUAAGUCAACUAGAUUAAGAUGGAAAUCCAAAAGCUUUGCAAAAAGUUGAUUUUUAGGACGUUCAAAAUUUAGUUAGAUCUCCUCUUAUAGUUUUUGUUUUGUCAAGGAUAUUUAUGGACAAUUGGUCCUUUUUAUCCCUAGUCAUGCAACUCAACUGGUACUUUUGAUAUCAAUAAUGGUUUUUCUUUCUACGUUAGGUUUUAAAGAGUAAGGUGUGGGUUCUAUUUAGCUCAUCUCAUAUAGUAUCCUGUUAUCGAAUAAAGAAAUGGAUUCUAAUAUUGUUUACACUAAAAACUAUUUGGUGUGUUGGUCUAAUAAAAAAGUAAUUAUCAUAGACCGGAUGUCAUAGAUUUAGAGCCUACCAUUCAAAUAAAUUAUUAUAGGUUUCAAUUACAAUAUGGAUUACUUAAAAUUAAGAGUUGAUAGAGCCACAAAACUAAAAUCUAUUGUUUUAAUUGGUUUUGGUAGUCCUCCCUUUGGAUUCUCCAAGUCCAUAUAUGGAUGUAAAACAUAUUUCUAGAACUUUCAAAUGCGUUACAUACUUACAUGCUUAAAGAGUUAUACAAUAUAAAAUAUAAUUGCUGAAGAUUUUUUGAUUGCUUUCACAUUUUUAGAGUAUUCAUCAUCAAAGGUUUAAAAUUAUUGUGAAAGUGAAAAAUAAUAUUACUAAUAAAUUUUUACUAUAUCAUAAAUAACAUAUAGAUACUAAAACAUGUAAUAAAGGAAAAGUUUUUAAGUAUGAGCCGAGUUUUCAAAGUCAUGAAGGUUUCCACGUCAAGCACAAACUAGCUAUUCCACAUGGAAUCAUACAUCUUUCUGGGAAAACUCUAUCUGAUAUUCAAUCAAAUUUAUUUACUAAACGAAGUUUUCAUGAGACUUGCAAAGUUUUUACAUCAUUGAUGCAAAAAUGGUGGCUUUAAUUCUCUUUAUGUUAUAAUCUUUUAUAUCUUGUAGGGGCUGGUUUUGCAUCAAAGCUAGGCUAUGCUUCUGGGUUUUUUCAUUUGAGGAUGAAGCUACCAGACAAGGAUUCUGCUGGAGUAGUUACUACAUUCUAUCUAAGUUCACAUGGUAAUAAUCAUGAUGAGUUGGAUUUUGAGUUCUUGGGCAAUAGGGAAGGGAAGCCAUAUACAUUACAAACAAAUGUCUUUGCAAAUGGUCUUGGAAAUAGGGAGCAAAGGAUUCUUCUUUGGUUUGACCCCACAGCAGAUUUUCACACUUACAAAAUUCUUUGGAACGAACAUCACAUCGUAUUUUAUGUGGACAAUGUCCCCAUCAGAGUGUUUAAGAACAACAAAAACAUUGGAGUUAACUACCCAUCACAGCCAAUGCACAUAGAAGCCAGCUUGUGGGAUGGAGAUAGUUGGGCAACUGAUGGAGGCCAAACAAAAAUUAACUGGACUCAUGCACCAUUCAAUGCACACUACCAAGGAUUUGGCAUUGCUGGUUGCCCAGUUCAAAACUCAUUAGACAUUCAACAAUGUUAUUCUUCCAAGUACUAGUGGAAUUUGGAAAAGUAUUGGAAAUUGGAUCAUAGACAACAAAGAGAGUAUGAGAAUGUGAGAAAGAAGUACAUGAACUAUGACUAUUGUUCUGAUAGGCCUAGGUACCCUACACCACCACCAGAGUGCUUUAAUUGAUAAGGAGCACAAGAAUGAUAGAUAACGAAGUUAAUAAAAUACAGGGUGAGCUUUAAGGGGAUCCAAUGACACUGACACCAAAAUUAUGAGAAACUUGGAUCAAUUCCUCACUUUGUUCUUUAAGAAUACAUUCCAACAUUUACAAGUUGUUAAAAAUAUGUGCGAUAUUGGUUUUAUGUGUAUUAAGGUGUAAUGGUUCUAGAUGCCCAAUAAUAUUAUGUGUAUUUUUUUUUUAUAAUA